AUGGCGUUGGCAACAUCCAGAAACUGCUGCAGACAGUUCCUACGGGGGUCAUCUCGACCCUAUGCAGCUUCAACUCCAGUAACGCCGCCGUCUUUCCUACUACCUACGUUUUCGAGACCGCAAGCUCUAUCAUUCUCUACAUCGGCACCAAGACAAUCGCGAAUCGGCGCUGCACCUAUUGCAGUGCCGCCAGAGGUGUCACUAAAAUUUCGCGACCUUCCUCUGGAUAAGACUACGUCGAAAGUGAAGGCAGAAUAUACACCUGUUACUGCGGUCGAUAUAACUGGGCCCCUGGGUUCAUUGACCUUAAAGAUACCACCAUUUUCGACGUUAAAAUAUGACCCCGAGUCGAGAAAGGCUUCGUUUGAAGUGCGGGAUUCGACCAUCAAACACCAGGCUGCUAUGUGGGGGACCAUUCGACAGCAUCUACGAAAUUAUAUUCUGGGCGUUUCUGAGGGUCAUAUAUGCAUCUUGAAGCUGGUGGGAGUCGGUUUCCGUGUGUCUGUCGAAUCGACUGCGGUAACUCUCACCCCUGAGUAUCCUGGGCAGCAAUUCGUUUCCCUAAAAGUCGGAUUCGCACACCCUGUUGAGCUCGGCAUUCCCAAGGGGGUAAAGGCUCGUACGACUCAGCCAACGACAUUGCUUCUCGAGAGUAUCGACAAGGAGGUAGUGACACAGUUUGCGGCUGAUAUCAGAAAAUGGAGGCCUCCAGAGCCUUAUAAAGGCAAAGGAAUUUUCGUCAACGGAGAAACCAUCAAACUAAAGGCGAAGAAGAUCAAGUAG
Microsporum canis CBS 113480 is the source of this 783-nucleotide messenger RNA. RefSeq names its product mitochondrial 54S ribosomal protein YmL16. Gene Ontology annotation, molecular function: rRNA binding; structural constituent of ribosome. NCBI's taxonomy places the organism in Eukaryota, Fungi, Ascomycota, Eurotiomycetes, Onygenales, Arthrodermataceae. Gene Ontology annotation, biological process: translation. The coding region runs from base 1 to 783 and encodes 260 amino acids. The transcript has 3 exons. Gene Ontology annotation, cellular component: mitochondrial large ribosomal subunit; ribosome. The record is from RefSeq and is a predicted model, not a curated record.